Selaginella moellendorffii is the source of this 3077-nucleotide messenger RNA. Its product is annotated as LRR receptor-like serine/threonine-protein kinase GSO1. Gene Ontology annotation, molecular function: protein binding. The transcript is spliced from 5 exons. The record is from RefSeq and is a predicted model, not a curated record. NCBI's taxonomy places the organism in Eukaryota, Viridiplantae, Streptophyta, Lycopodiopsida, Selaginellales, Selaginellaceae. Bases 1500 to 3077 code for a protein of 525 amino acids.
UCUGCCUCCUAGCGCCAAGAGUUCUCUGUUCUCACGGCUGGUAUGCGGCAUUCCUGCCUUCCAUUGCCCCAGAUGGGAUUUUCGAGCCAGGGGAAUUGGAUCGGUCGGGCCUAAAACCCGUGCUCUUCUGCUAGCCUUCAGGCUACAAAUCCGUGCUCUUCCGCUAGCAGUAGAUUCCAGCCAGGGGGAUUGGAUUGCAUGCUCUUCUGCUAACAGUCAUGGUUUCGGAAGAAAGGAGUGGCUUUGAAAGCCUCGACUGCUGAAAGGCUGACAAUGUGACGAAGAAGCCUCCUGCGGGAAAAUCUAAACGGACAGCAAAGCCGCAAGAAGAGAACCAGGAUCCGCCAGGGAAAGAUAAGGAAAAUGCCAGAUCCAAGCAGCAACCGGUGGCUGUGGAACAAAAGCCCAGCGACACUACAAAUGCCGCGAAGAAGCCUCCCAAGGGAGGAAAGGAUGGUGGAGAUUCGAAGUAAGUCCUCAAGAAGGCUGAAGUAGUAGCAACCAUCGCCUGGCACAUUCUCGAGAUGAUUAAGCUGGAAGGCAUCAUGAAGAAGGGGCUUAGCAAAUCCGCUGGAAGAGUCCAGUCUGCUGCCUUGGAGAAGGAGAUCGAGAGCUCCUCGAGAGUACUGUGCAGAGAUUUCUCCAACAGAAAGCAAGGGACAAGUGAGCUUUCCGGCACAGCUUGUGAGCUACAACGGCGUCAAACUGGACCAGUUGUCGCUCACUGCUGGCGACGCUAAGGCCGUAGACGUACUCUCCAGCACGCGUUCGAGGCCGGAUGGUGGCGGCAUUCUUGUCGCGCUACUUCACAGAGGAUGUGGACUACCGCUUCACGGCCAGGAUGGAGGAGCAGCAACUCGACGCUGUUUCGUCCGGGAACAUGAAGUGGAAGCAGUUCUGGCCAAACUUCCACGACAAAAGUAGCAGACAUGCAACAGGUAGACGACUAGCUUUCCGGCCAAGGUUGAUUGCCAAUGUUAAACAGCUCUUUCUCAAUUGUGUGAAAUCCUUCUGUAUAUCACAUCUUGGAUCUGGAUAGCCUUCAUGAGCAUGGAGGAAUAUAGACUCACGACUAAUACGAAAUCAUUUGGACCACGAAGACUUCCGUAUGGACGAAUCCUUCACGAGUAUGGAGGACUCUUUCUCCUUUUUCUUUUCCAGACGACUAGCUUUCCGCCCCAUUUUGCAGUAGUGUCAUAUUCCAUGAGAGCUUUUGACUUGUAAAGGUUGCUCGACAUAAAAAGGAAAGCCGUUCGAGCAGAGCUUCGUGGCAAAGAGGAGAGAAGAGAUUUAGUUCAUUGAAGGCAUGGGAGGGGCUUUUGUUCUUGGUGCUUAUGUGAUGCUCUGCAUCUCAGCUUGUAUACAGGCAUGGGAAAUGUAUGAGCCCCAGGCUUUGCUUGCGUUUAAAGGAGGUUUAUCAAAUCACACUGCUCUAUCCAGCUGGACCAUGGAAAAUUCUCACAGUCUCUGUGUGUCUUGGGAAGGAGUGACCUGCAGUAAUGUUACUGGUCAUGCUCGAUUUGGGGGGUCUCAAUCUCGAAGGAAUAAUCAGUCCGGAAGUAUCCAGGUUGAAAAAUCUGGAGGUGCUUCACCUCUCUUUGAAUAACCUGGUUGGCCCUCUACCAAAAGAGUUUGGAAUGAUGAAGAAACUGAAAACGUUGUAUUUGCCAUGUGAAAUUCCGGAAUUUAUUGGCAAUUUAUCAUCGCUUGAAGUUAUUUGGGCUGACAUUGCUAUUGGAGAAAUACCCAGGUCAAUUGGGCAGCUAAAAAACCUACGUCAUGUUGAAAUUUCCUUUGGCUAUAUUUUUGGGUCAAUCCCUGAGGAGCUUGGUAAUUGCAGUAAGCUGGAGGAGAUACACAUUUUCCCUGAUAACAUUAUUGAAAGUGUCACUCACGCUUCUACCUCUUCUCAAAGUUUUGUCUUUGAGUCAUUUGAAUGGUACUGGGGCAAUCCCAAAAGAAAUAUGGAACUUGACUCAUUUGGAGGAUCUUACUCUAAAACAUUGCUCCUUGACAAGCUCAUUUCUAUCAAUUACAACAUGUUCAGUGGUACGAUACCACUCAGCUUAGGACAAAUGGGAGGACUAAUCAACCUUAACCUUAGGAAUAACAGGUUCACAGGUAGUAUACCAGCUAGCUUGGGACAUCUAUCAAAUUUAAAUGAGCUACACUUGGGUAACAAUUUGUUGACUGGUGCCAUACCAAUAAAUUUAAGGCAGCUAUUGAAUCUGAAAUUUCUUGAGUUGAGUAACAACAGCUUAAAUGGCAGCUUAUCAUAUAUCUUGACAACGACUUCAAUUGAAUACUUGGAUCUAUCAGACAACAAAUUCAAUGGACAUAUGCCACCCAUUUCAAGGGACAUGCAAUUCCUAUUUUUGUCAAACAACAUGCUCACUGGGGAAAUAUUGGGAAUAAGUAUUGGGCCUUUGUGUAAUUUGAAUUACCUGGAUGUGAGUGGUAAUAGAUUAGUUGGGGGUUUGCCAAAUUGGCUCAAGCACUGCACUAAUCUAAUUUUUCUUCGGGUUGAUAAUAACUCUCUGAGUGGAAAGCUUGGAGCAGAUGUCUUCAAAAGCAUGACAAAUCUUCAAUAUGUUUCACUCUCAUAUAACAAAUUUGAAGGUGAGCUACCAGAAAGUCUAUCACAAAAAGAAGAGAACGACAAUUUCCAACCAGUUGACGGGAGUGAUUCCUCCAAGUUUGGGCUUGAGGGCAAGAUUCCAUUUGGCUUGGGGCAGAUGAGCACAUUUGAUAAGUCAAGCUAUUUGGAAAAUCCAGGCCUGUGUGGAAAGCCACUUGACAAAGAGUGUCCCUACAAUAGCAAUUUCACCUUAGUGGUUUAUGAGCAUUUCAGCAGCAGCAGCUGGUGGCAGGAAAAUGUGUCAUUCUGGGCAUUUACAUUUGGCUUCACUGUUUUGUUGAUUUCACUCAGAAAUAUAAGAAAAAUGCUAGAUCCAAACAGUAGGCAAUGCGAUGACACUACCAAUGCCGCGAAGAAGAAGGAACGAAAGAAGAUGGAAAGCCCCAAGGAAACUGUAGCUCCAAAAUGCGAGAACUGGAUCAACCCAGUGUUCGUGUAG